Thlaspi arvense is the source of this 2293-nucleotide messenger RNA. The record is from the annotation of a GenBank genome assembly. NCBI's taxonomy places the organism in Eukaryota, Viridiplantae, Streptophyta, Magnoliopsida, Brassicales, Brassicaceae.
UUAAAUUAUCCGAAUAUACUAUAAUCUUGUUUCUUUUGUUUUUGCUUUAAUCUUGCUACCAACCAUAACCCUACCAAUUGCCUCUUUGCCUUAUAUAAAAACAACACUCUAGCUCUAUUUAUAUCAUCAAUACACCACUUGAGAGCAUCACCAGAAACCGAUUAAGAAAAUCAUAUUUCAUACAUUGUGAAAGAGAAAAAUAUAUUUUUGCUUCAAUAUUCAAAUAAAUAUUAUUCAUGGCUACGUGGGUUUUGCAUUAUCUUUUAGUGGCAUUUCUGAUUGCCAUUAGUUACAACAUCGAUGCUGCAUCGGCAGGAAUCACGCGGCACUACAAGUUCGAUAUUCAACUAAAAAACAUCACAAGAUUAUGCAAGACAAAAACAAUCGUGACGGUCAAUGGAAAAUUCCCAGGACCUAAGGUUAUCGCAAGAGAAGGAGAUAAUCUACAGAUCCAAGUUGUUAAUCAUGUCUCCAAUAACAUUUCCAUACACUGGCAUGGGAUCCGGCAGCUAAGGAGCGGUUGGGCGGAUGGACCAUCGUAUGUCACACAAUGUCCAAUUCGAACCGGACAAAGUUAUGUUUACAACUUCACGGUGACCGGUCAAAGAGGAACCUUGUGGUGGCAUGCUCACAUUCAAUGGAUGAGAGCCACCGUGUACGGACCAUUGAUCAUUCUCCCUAAACUUUAUCAACCUUAUCCUUUUCCCAAGCCUUACAAACAAGUCCCUAUACUCUUUGGUGAAUGGUUUAGUGCUGAUCCUCAAGCAGUGUUACAACAAGCUCUUCAGACUGGUGGAGGGCCAAAUGCCUCUGAUGCUCAUACUUUUAAUGGGCUUCCAGGCCCGUUAUACAAUUGCUCUACAAAAGACACAUACAAGUUGACAGUGGAACCUGGGAAGACAUAUCUACUAAGACUGAUCAAUGCUGCACUCGAUGAUGAACUCUUCUUCACCAUAGCCAAUCAUACAUUAACAGUGGUCGAAGCUGACGCUAGCUACGUUAAACCAUUCCAAACCAACAUUGUACUUCUCGGUCCGGGACAAACCACCAACGUACUACUCAAAACCAAACCUAUCUACCCAAAUGCAACUUUCUACAUGAUGGCAAGACCUUACUUCACCGGCCAAGGAACAAUCGAUAACACAACCGUCGCGGGAAUUCUCCAAUACCAUAAUAAACCGACGUCAAAUCAUUUUAACUCUUCUAAGAACCUUCCUGUGAUUAAACCUUCUCUCCCUCCUAUCAACAGCACAAGCUACGCCGCAAAUUUCACUAAAAUGUUUAGAAGCUUGGCGAGUUCUAGAUUUCCAGCAAACGUACCAAAAACCGUGGAUAAGAAAUAUCUCUUUACCGUCGGUUUAGGAACCAACCCUUGUCCUAAAAACCAAACGUGCCAAGGACCAACUAAUACCACGAAGUUCGCAGCAGCUAUCAACAAUGUGUCUUUCAUCUUACCAAACAAGACUUCUCUAUUGCAAUCAUACUUCUUUGGAAAGUCCAAUAAAGUUUUCAUGACCGAUUUUCCAAGUGCCCCUAUUUUUCCAUUUAAUUACACGGGUAUGCCACCAAACAACACAAUGGUCUCAAGAGGGACAAAACUCGUGGUCUUGAAGUACAACACAACUGUUGAGUUGGUCUUGCAAGGCACUAGUAUCUUGGGUAUUGAGGCACAUCCUAUUCAUCUUCAUGGCUUCAACUUUUAUGUGGUAGGUCAAGGCUUUGGUAAUUUUGACCCGACCCGUGACCCAAAACAGUAUAACCUAGUUGACCCGGUUGAACGAAACACCAUCAAUGUCCCUUCCGGUGGUUGGGUUGCCAUCCGCUUCCUUGCCGAUAAUCCAGGUGUGUGGUUAAUGCAUUGCCACAUUGAGAUUCAUUUGAGUUGGGGUCUGACUAUGGCUUGGGUGGUUCUGGAUGGAGACCUUCCAAAUCAGAAGCUCCUUCCUCCACCCUCAGAUCUUCCUAAAUGUUGACUCUGACCGAUCCAACGCCUGUUCUGAUGCCACAUCACCUUUUUACCUUUCUUGGAAUGCUAUUUUCUUAAAUUGUGCAAUAUGUGUUUUCUCGUUUUCCUCUUUUUUCCCUCUUUAGUGCUUCUGUGUUUUGUGAAUCAUCCACUUGAGAAUUCUGAUUUUUUUUCUUUUUUAAUUUUUACUUGUAAGAAAGUGAGUGAACUGAAGAGCUUUGGUCGCCGUGAUAAUUUCUCUUGACAUUAUUUUGACGCAAAGUAAAUAAUUUUUGUAAUCAACAAAAUGCAUUAGCACAAAUAUGCAAGACUGCAACGUUGAUCUUC